AGGAAAAACAAAGUGAACCUGUAGUAAACUAAUUAUUUAAAUAAAUGAAAUAACUAUGAAAAUGCAUGCAAUUAUUGUGUUUUUGCUAUUAACGAUCAUCAAUUCGAAUGCUCAAAACUUCAUUAAUGCAAACACAUUCAGAACCAACAGCAACAAUAAUAAUAAUAUUCGCCGUUGCUUGAAUCCAAAUCGACGCAUUGGUACUUGCGUGGCCAUACAAAAUUGCCAAGUUCUUAUGCAUAGCGACUAUGAUUUCAUAAGAGCUUCACGAUGUGGUGGCGGCUUUGGUACAACUCCAAUGGUUUGCUGCUCAAGUGAUACGGGUUUCACGCAAAAUUUCAUCAAUGAAGUCUACGAUUAUAGCAACGAAUUUAAUCAGAACGAGAUAUAUGAACAACGUCAAGGAUCAUCAGUAAGAGACAAUUAUUGGAUGGAAAGUGCUAGCAUAGAAAAUGCUAUAAGUUUAUUACCAAAACCUCCAACUUGUGGUGGAGAAUUCAUAGACAAUCGUAUCUAUGGUGGACGCAAUGCGGAUCUACAUGAGUUUCCUUGGCUGGCUUUUUUGGAAUAUUCAAAUGCAGAUCCUAAUACGGAUAUGGUAUGUGCGGGAACUUUAAUAAAUCCUCGUUACGUGCUAACGGCUGCCCAUUGUGUGAAAGGCGCAGUUCUCAGGCUGAAAGGAGAAUUAGUGGCAGUACGUCUUGGCGUCCACGAUUAUACACAAAAUAUGCGAUUGACUAACAAUGUAGAGAGGGUAAGAGUAAUGGAAAGGAUUGUGCAUGAAUUGUAUAAAUCUGGUAAAAAUCCUUUGAAUGAUAUUGCACUUCUACGAUUAGAGAAUAAUGUGCGAUAUUCUAAGACCAUAAGACCUAUUUGCAUGCCAUCGGUGUUAAGAGAUUACGCACUCGGAAUGAAUGCCAAUCUAACAGUAAUCGGUUGGGGUGCUACCGAAAAAAAAUCAAGUAGUGCUGUAAAACAAAGUGUCAGCGUACCGUUAUUUGAUCAAAAAUAUUGUCAACAACAAUACGCCACACUAGGAUUGAAUAUUGAAUGGACACAAAUCUGUGCCGGCGGUGAAUUAAAUAAAGACAGUUGCCGUGGGGAUUCGGGUGCGCCACUAAUGCAUAACCAUAACGGUAUUUGGAUUUUACAAGGUGUGGUCUCAUUUGGACGCCGUUGUGGUAACGAAGGUUGGCCCGGAGUGUAUUCACGCGUCAGCAGCUACACUGAAUGGAUUUUGGGAAAAUUAAGGGCUUAAGGAUAAAAAUUUUCAAUUAUUUACUGGUAGUUCUAAUACAAAUGAACUGAUAGAAUUAAAAUGACUUGUAGU
This is a messenger RNA of Glossina fuscipes, 1330 nucleotides long. RefSeq names its product serine protease 7. Gene Ontology annotation, molecular function: serine-type endopeptidase activity. The transcript has 4 exons. The record is from RefSeq and is a predicted model, not a curated record. Gene Ontology annotation, biological process: proteolysis. NCBI's taxonomy places the organism in Eukaryota, Metazoa, Arthropoda, Insecta, Diptera, Glossinidae. Bases 56 to 1258 code for a protein of 400 amino acids.